Molecule: messenger RNA, 9180 nt
Organism: Empidonax traillii (willow flycatcher)
Lineage: Eukaryota; Metazoa; Chordata; Aves; Passeriformes; Tyrannidae
Gene: KDM7A
Product: lysine demethylase 7A
Exons: 20
Coding region: 60-2816 (918 amino acids)
Biological process (GO): regulation of transcription by RNA polymerase II; protein demethylation
Molecular function (GO): transcription coregulator activity; histone demethylase activity
Source: RefSeq, a predicted model, not a curated record
CGGGGGGGACGGGACGGGACGGGGAGGAGCGGGCGGCUCAGUCAGAGAGUUCUUUAAAGAUGGCCGGAGCGGCGGCCGCCGCCGCGACCCCCGUGUACUGCGUGUGCCGCGAGCCCUACGACGUGAGCCGCUUCAUGAUCGAGUGCGACAUCUGCAAGGACUGGUUCCACGGCAGCUGCGUUGGGGUAGAGGAGCACCAUGCUGUUGACAUUGAUCUAUACCAUUGUCCCAACUGUGCAAUUCUCCAUGGACCUUCUCAAAUGAAGAAGAGGAGAAACUGGCACAGACAUGACUACACGGAGCCGGAUGACGGUUCCAGACCGGUGCAGGCUGGAACUCGGACCUUCGUUAAACAGCUGCGGGCGCGCUCUUUCCCAAGUGCUGAUGAAGUAAUUUUGAAAAUGCAUGGAAGCCAGUUGACACAAAGAUACCUGGAGAAACAUGGGUUUGAUGUUCCCAUUAUGGUUCCUAAGUUAGAUGGUCUGGGACUCAGACUUCCUCCACCAACUUUCUCUGUUUUAGAUGUGGAACGCUAUGUAGGUGGUGACAAAGUGAUAGAUGUCAUAGAUGUAGCAAGACAAGCAGACAGCAAAAUGAAGCUCCAUAAUUAUAUUAAAUACUUCACAAAUCCUGACCGACCCAAAGUAUUGAAUGUGAUCAGCCUGGAAUUCUCAGACACAAAGAUGUCUGAAUUAGUGGAAGUACCAGAUAUUGCCAGAAAGCUUUCGUGGGUGGAAAAUUAUUGGCCGGAUGAUUCUGUCUUCCCUAAGCCUUUUGUUCAGAAGUAUUGCUUGAUGGGUGUCCAGGACAGCUAUACUGAUUUUCAUAUCGAUUUUGGAGGAACAUCAGUUUGGUACCAUGUUCUCUGGGGUGAGAAGAUAUUCUAUUUGAUCAAGCCCACUGAUGAAAAUUUGGCUCUUUAUGAGUCUUGGAGUUCAUCUGUCACCCAGAGUGAAGUAUAUUUUGGGGACAAGGUUGACAAGUGUUACAAAUGUGUUGUGAAGCAAGGACACACUUUAUUUGUUCCAACAGGCUGGAUUCACGCUGUGCUCACAUCUCAGGAUUGUAUGGCUUUUGGAGGAAACUUUUUGCACAACCUCAACAUUGGCAUGCAGCUCAGGUGUUAUGAAAUGGAGAAGAGGCUAAAAACCCCAGAUCUUUUCAAAUUUCCUUUCUUUGAAGCCAUCUGUUGGUUUGUGGCCAAAAACUUACUGGAAACAUUGAAAGAACUGAGGGAAGAUGGUUUCCAGCCUCCAAGCUAUUUAGUGCAAGGAGUGAAGGCUUUACUUACUGCUUUAAAAUUAUGGAUGAAAAAAGAACUUGUAACAGAACAUGCCUUUGAAAUUCCAGACAACAUUAGGCCUGGGCAUCUCAUCAAAGAGCUUUCUAAAGUGAUUCGUUCUGUAGAGGAGGAAAACAGCAAACUAGUUAAAACUCAGGGAAUUCUUGGUGUGUCUCCAACGUCACGAUCUUCACAUGAAACAGCUUCCCCUCACCACUCCAGACGAAGGGUGAGGAAGCUGCGAGACCACGCUACCAAAACUCCUUCUAAUCUGGACAUCCUGGAACUCCACACUAGGGAGGUACUGAAAAGGCUGGAGAUGUCACCAUGGGAGGAGGAUACCGCAAGCUCAAAACUGAAUGGGAGAUUUAACAAGCCCUUUCAGCCGUCUUCUACAGUACCUGAGUGGCGAACAAAAGACAAUGAUCUUCGCCUUCUGCUGUCAAAUGGAAGAAUAAUUAGAGAUGAGAGGCGUCCAUUUACAGAUCGAAGUCUUUACACAGCAGAUAGUGAAGAUGAAGACGACAGGACAAGGUCGAAAAAGACGACUGUUAAGGUAGAAGACCAGCCCUCAGGAUGUGAAGGAGAAGGGAAUGCAGAUGCCCAGAAACCACUGAACAUGUUCUUUGAAAGCGUGAAAUCAGAACUCAGGAAUGGAUCCUCAGAGUACUCUGAUAUUUCCGAUUCAGAAGAAUCUGAGCCUGAUUGCACUACACAGCAGAAGGAUUCUUCCACAGAGGAGUCAGAAAGCUCAGGUGAUGAAGAGAAGCAGGAAGUAACAUCAAAUUUCAAAGAGGAAUCUAAGGUCAUGAGAGACCUUUGUCAAAAUACCCAGAAGCCAUCCAGAAAUGAAACUCCCAGUAAAAAGGAAUGUCCUACCUCGACAAGUACAGAAGAAGAAGCUAUUCAGGGCAUGCUUUCUAUGGCAGGAUUGCACUAUACUACAUGUUUACCAGGUCAUACUCAAAGCACAGACUGCACAAAUAAAAGAACCUCCCUUCAGGAACACAGAAGCUACGCCAGGAGUCGGCAUAAAGACAGACAGCCAUCUCAGAGCCACAAAACAGUAGAAUGUGGUAGGUCUGUGAAGGAAGAGGAAAGAGACUUGGGAACUUCAGCAUGGACUAGACACCUAAACGAAGCUUCGAGGAUUACCCCUCAGGAUGCAAAUAAAACUCAAAAAUAUAUCAAGAAAGAGGGUACAUCAGAAGCCAAUUAUAAGGUUCAGGAAAACAGAAGCAUAGUCCACAACAACAGCUUGAGUUUUCAGCAUGGCAAAUACUCACGAGACUCCAGUCUAAUUCAAGGAGAAUGUCAGCUGAGUGAUGGCAGCCUUAGCCCUGACAGGCCGUAUGGUGAAACAUCCUUUUCUGUACCACUUCAUCCAACAAAGAGGCCAGCAUCAAACCCACCCCCUAUCAGCAACCAGGCAACAAAAGGCAAACGUCCAAAGAAAGGAAUGGCAACUGCUAAACAGCGCCUUGGGAAGAUCUUGAAGCUGAACCGGAAUGGCCAUGCACGCUUCUUUGUUUAAUGUAGCUGCUACUUCUACUACUGCUGUCUUUCCUACACAGACCAGUAUUGAGGUCGACAGAGCCUGGAGCUGCUGUUACUCCUCUGCUUGAAGCAGACUUGCAUGUACCAUCUAAAACACUGCCUGAUGAACAAAAACGAGAAAGAAAAAAAGAAAAAAAAAAAAAAAAGAACACAAACCCAACCCAAUGCUGCAUUUUCACUGUGCCACACCUGCUCAGCAAUAACCAUACGGGAACGGGGAAAUCUUCAGAGAGACAUGGACUGUGAGAAAUAGUCUCUCAUCAGGGCUUGAAUAUCAUUUGUUGCUGGUAGUUUCUGACCUAAUUAAUGAGGGGAAGAUGAUGAAGGUGGUUUAUCAAUAAUUUAUUUCUGAUAGAUUUUCACAACUUUUAAAUUCAUUUAAAAAACCUAUUUAUUUGGAAGACUUUUUCUGUGGGGGUUAUUAAUUUAGAUUUAAUAAUGUGAAAGUUUUAAAUUGUUUUGAUAAUGUGUGUUUGAUGCAGUGGAGAGCCACAUUAAUUGUGAUUAGUCUGGACUCCUAAAUUUGAUAUUCAGGUUAUAGUCUUAAAUAGGGGUGAGAUGCAUUAUUAAUUAUUUUUUAAAUUAAGGCAUAUGGAAUCUUAUUUUUUUUUCCUGCUUUUUGUAAGCUAUUGGCUGGGCUUCUGUUGACUUGCAAGUUGCAUAUUCUCUACAAGCUUGUUUAUUUUUUGACCUGUCCUCUUUAUUAUCAGAUUUAUUUAUUUAAUGGACUAGAAGAGACUCCUAAAGACAGAAGAAUCUUCUUAUGUCAGUCCAGUAGCUAGCUUGUUUUAAACUGCACCUCUUUCCUCCAAAUUUGAGUGCAUACUUUUCCUCCUGAUGAUCUGUCUGUGAUGAUUUUCUUCUGUGAAAAAGGUGCCUGAAAUUGUAUUUGUACAAGUUAUUUAAGAGUUGGUACAAAGGAGGAAAAGCCAAUAUAUCUUUUUGGAGGAACGGGGACAUCAGUUAGGAUAAAUGGUUCUUCAGAACAGUUACUCUGAAAUAACUCAUAAGAUAUACGUUGCAGUCAUAAGAUUUGGCAUAUUACUAAAUGUAGCAUGGAAGAAGCAUUAAAAUGUUAUUAUUGUACUUUAAACACAUUUUACUGAAGAGUCAGGAAAGCAGGAGAAUGUGUGUUGCUUUCAAAGCUGGGUGAGACAGCCAAUUAAAAGUCUUAACUGGUGCAUAUAUAAGCAUUUAAGUAGCUUACUGGUAUCAGAAUGAUCAUUUGUGUCAGGCUUCUUACAGAGCUGAUAACAAAUGCCAUUUCUGAAUUAUUGUAAAUAAUUUUGAUUUAAAAUUUGUAUUUUUCUGUAAUAUAAAAUUAAAUAUUUAACUUUUGAGGGACGGGGAUGAAGGGGAAUACCUUUACUUGAUUCUGGAAAAAGGGCAUUUUGCAGGGUCCAGCCAAAAUGUAAAUAUUAAUAUGCUAAUGACAACAAUGUUGUUGGUUGGUUAGGGUUUUUUUUUGGUUACUAAGAGUAAAAAUGCUCCUGUGCCACUGUCUAAGUCAUGAAAUUGAUUUAACUUUUCACACUAGUUUUUCCUUCCUCCAUAUUCUAUACUGGAAUAAUUUUCUCUUGUUGUAGUUUAAAAAGCAAACUCAGUUUUACUUUCCAGAGUAUUUGUGUGGAGUUAUUUUUAUUUAGGCUAGAUUAUGAAUGCCUGUAGAAAUUUAUGAAAAUAGUUCUAAUGUCAGGUGUUUUUAAUUGUUGCAGGAUCAAAACCAGUUAGCACUAUCCUUUUUUCUAAAUGGAGAAGCAUCAAAAUAUAAUGCAGUUGCAAGUAAGUCAGGUAGCUUUCAUAGCUUUAUUUUGUCUGGAGCUUGAAAAUUAUAGUUUAGAAGUGUUUUUUGCAGACCAACUUUUACAUUAUAUUGACUUGACUUGUUUUGUGACUUGUAUGGGCGUCUUUUUUUUUUGUUUGCUAAUUAACGUUUCACAAAAGCAUGUUUUCAGUCUUUUAAAUUUUUUUAUUCUUUUUUUAAUUUAAAACAAGUUAUCAACCUCUAUAAUAUUGGGAAUGGAGGUAACAAAGGAUUUCUAAGAAGUAGAAGAUAAGCUAAGAGGUACUCUAAGGGUGCUGAAAAUUACUAUAUGGAGUUGGUGUUCUCAGGUGCUAUGAUUUUCAGAUGGAAAUAGUUAAAAGAGAAUAUUUUAACUAUCUUCUAAUAUGUUCUCACCAAAGUCAGUCAAAGAAAGAAGCUGUGUUGUCAAUAUUAGUUAAAAUUAUAUACCCAUAUAAAUUUUCUCUAUGUUUAAACUUGAGCAAAUGCCUGCCAGGCUUUGGAAACUGUUUUAGCUUUAGCAUAUUGAACCAAACUGUUUCCCUCCUGCUAGCUGAAUAAUUUCUAAUAAUAGAAAAUUCCAGUUUAGGGCAGCAAUCAGAUCCAAAGUGGAAUGAAGAAUGAGUUCUCUCUCCUUAAAGGCAGAUUUUUAUCUGAAGUAAAAGUAUGCCAGAAUAGAAUCUGGAGUAAGGAAUUUUAAAAUACUGAGUAUAGGUUCUUGUACAUGUGACUGGCUUAUACAAAGUCUCUUUUUUGACCAUCCACAUUAUUUAUCUGUACCUUACUGUUGGAACAUAGAUAUGGCUGGACCCAUAUAUAUUAUUUCUUCUUGGUUUUAUUCUUUCUUUUACUCUACUUUCUACCUUUUUUUUUCUGAGUGGCUCUCCACUGUCAUGAAUUUAUGUAAUAGUCUAUUCAGAGGCUGUCAACAGGCAGAGGUUCAUUCGCAUUUUCUUCAGAUAAUCUAUGCUUCCAGCAGAAGUUAAAUCUGAUGUUCCACCUCAGAACAAGUAAUUUAAGAGAAAUUGCCAUGAUGAGCAGUAUUAAAAAAAAGAAAAAAAAAAGAAGAAAAACAACAAACGGGGGGGGGAAAGAAGUCUCCUGGUAGCUUAUGAAGAGGAUGUGGUAACCUCACUUGUUUUGUGUACUUGUAUGUAGAGAUAUUUUUAUUGUAUUCUAGAUGAAAUCACUGCUGCACCAAUCUUUCUGUAGAUGGACUGAACCUUGUGUUGUUAUAGUGGAGACAAAUACCCCAGUUUUCUUCCUUGCUGUCUCACUUGGGGUAGAAGAAGGAGGGAGUAGGGAACACUGACUGGAUGACAGAGAAUCAAGCCAGCUGUGGUAGUUCGUUUUCAAGGAUAAUCUUUUUUGAAAAGUCAGGGAACUUGAAUUUGGCAUAAAUUUUUUUUUUUUUUGUAGACAGAACAAUUGAAAAUGAAAUACUGUGGGGGUUUUCCCAGUCUCUUAAGUUCUCAUGUUCCUGCAAUUGAAAAAAACUCACAAAAACAUGAAAAUGGAAAGACCACCUAGAAACUAUAUCAAAGACUUCCAGCAACUUUCCCUUUUCUUCUCCUACUAUACUUGCUAAUAAACCCUGGCUACAGGGUAGCCUUUGUUGACCUCUGAGGUAGAUUACCUAUGCAACCUGUAAGACUCUACAUUAAUUCAUUCUUAAAGAGAAUUUUAGAAGGGUUAGAUGUUGAGAGUUAAAAUUGUUGUUUUCUGAUCACAUGGGAAGUUUUGGGGGUUUUGAUUUUUAUUUUUUUUGGUGGUUGAAGUGCUUGUGUUACCUUUGGUAGAGAUGUAAGAGAGCACAGUGUCAUUAUCACAUUUUACACGCUUCAGCUUUCCCUGGGCUUUGCUAUAAGGCGUAAGCUACCUUCAUUCACAAGGCCAUUAAGUUGUAAAUGAUGAAAAUUUUUGCAGGAUUUCAAAGCCAGAGCUGAUGAGAAUCUUGCCUACCCCCUUUUUGGUAGUUGUGGAGACUAAGCAGAACUGAAGCUAGAAUGACCCUGUAACUAGUGCCCUAUUUAGGCUCCACAUGCCCACCUAUCCCUUCAUGCUCCCACCAUGACCCCAAAUCUAGUGUCUUUCCAGAGCAUCAUUCAUGUAAUACUUCCAGACCAUUAAAAGCUGUUUAUAGCUCUGGGGUUGAGUGAUCCCAGAGCUAUUCUUUUACAGAAGAAAUACAAAUGGAACCGAGGGCCUUACUAUUUGUCGUUAAACAAGAUUAAAAGCUGCAACAUCCAUUUUUCCAAAAAAAAAACCCCAACAAAAAAUAACCCUCUUUGUGGGAGUGUAUGAGUGAUAAGUCAUGCAGUGGAUGGGAAAUAAAAGUAGCACUGAUAAGGAAAUGCUUGUUCUUCAUAGGCUGCAUUUCUGUUUGGAAAAAAAAAAAAAGACUUUUUCUACUUUUAAUAUAAAUUAAGCCAUAAGAGUUUCAUGCUGUGGGAAGGGAAUGAAAGGGAUAACUUUAAGAGAUUAUAUUGAUAUGUAUUGUCAUUUCUGCUGGGAUAUGUCUAUUGCUGCCAAUGCUUGGGUGAUUUUUUUUUUUAAAUAUGGAAUUUGAAAAAAAAAAAAAAGGGGCUAGUUCUUGGCUAUAUUUACUAGUUUUGUAGUAAUGUUUUGCUGGCCCAUUUGUCUUUUCCUCUCCUUUUUCUACUCUCAUAGUCUAAUUUCUAUCUUUCCUUCUUAAUGUUUCUGAAAAUAUUAGCUUGUCUGCUCAGUAGGGGUCGGUGUAUGUGUGUCUUCCUUUUUACAGAAACGCACUACUGUGUUAAGUAUUUGGCUGGGAAAUGGGAUGCUGCAGCUUUAAGAGCAUUUUUUUCAAUUCAUAACAGUAUUUCCCAUCCUCUUUUGCCUGCAGGCAGGGAAAGUGUAUGUACAGUAUUUAUUUUGUUUUGAUUUUACUUUAAAUUUGUAAGUUUCUAUAAGUAGUUCACAUUGAUUAUUCUAGGGGAAGAUAAGUGGCUUUGUUUAAAUUUGUAUUUGAUAUUCCUAGUUUCCACUUUCUGUACUUUAAAAUACUGAAAUUAAAAAAUUGUAUUGCUUAUGUUUUGAUUUUAGCACUCUAAAGUGUUUAAUUUCUUCAGACUUCUGCUUAUUUGCUUCUGUGUAAAUACAGUAAAAUGUACAGAAUAUCGUGAGGAGAAAAACGCUUUUCUAGGUCCAGUCUCUGUGCCCUUUACUUGUCACAAUUUAAAGAAGAAAUUUUGUGGAUAAAUGUGAGGGAAUAAUCACAUACUGUUUUCUAAAAUUUAUUCGAAGUGCAAAUUUUCAUUUCAAUCCAAGUAUAUUAUAUGGCAACUGAAUGCAUUUUGUGAAAAUGUGUAUAUUCUUUUUGAAUCCUAAUAUAAAAAGGAGGUGGAAGUGUUUGUGAUUCAUCGUAUUAUCAAAUCUAGAUCUAUAAGAAGGGUGUCAAAUGGUAAUUACAUGUUUUUGCUCUUGGUUUUUGUUCAGGUUUGUCUCAUGCUACUGAUGACUGACUCAUAUCUUGAUUUAUUUUUUCUUUUGUUUUUUUUGUUCUUUUUCCUUUAAGUGUGUGCAGUUUCUGGAAGAAGAGCUUUCUCUUUUACACUUUCACGUGCUUAGAUGUACUUGCUUUUAUCCUGGAUGACCUCUCUGCUGAUUUCUCCUGCCACGUCAUCUUCUGGUGUACAGUUGUCCGCGCUCCCUAUUUUGACUCUGUAUGGCAGUGGAGUGUUUGCAUGUGGGUGCUCUACUCGGGGGUAAUGGAAGCAUUACUGUCUCACACUACAGCUUUGUGUAAUGCAUUUUCUUCUGCCCAUAGUGCUCAGUGCUGCUGAACUGCUUCAGUGCUGUGAUGAUGCUUAGAUUCCUGUGGUGGUCAUUUUAUGGGAGCCUGAGAUAAACGGUGCGGCAACGGCAUUGGAAGAACCAGUUGCCAAAAGGUGUUUGAUGGGAGAACCCUGUUCAGCUGUUCAAGUUUCCUUUUUAGCUUGGCUUCUAAUUUAUAGGGAAUUUAAGGCUGACUGUACAGACCAGGAGAUGUGUUCAUUGACCAGGACUGCAUUGUGCCAACUGCUUUACAAAGGACGAGAAUGCUGACUUAAUCAAACCAUGUACUGCUUAAUGAAACAGUUUAAAAAACCCAACAAACUAGAAAGUUUUGUGGCCUAAAGUUUAAAACAUGGUAGUGUUGUAGAGUUUAGGAGCAGAAACUUUUGUUCUUUUUCAAAAACAAAUUUCAUUUGAAUGGAGUAAGAAAUCCUGAGGAAAACUGAUGAAUCAAGUACGGGUGUUGAAGAUGAAAUAUUUAUAUGUCCAGAAAUCUGUUCCCAUUGUAUUUUGACAUGUCUUUACAUCUUUUAAAUUAAUGAAUUAAAACUGAUUUUAAAUUUGGUUAGCCCAAGAUUUGCCAAAGAUCUGAAAGAGCUGUUUGUCUGUCAGAGCAACUAUAUAUUUUGAAAAGAUUUUAAUCACUGUGAUUGAAGAGCAAUGCUACAAACUGUGCAUAUCCAUCAGACAGACUCAUCUGGAUUUUUCAACACUGAACUCACUGCUCAUACUAAUGUUUUGGUCUUAAAGUGAUAGACUU